AUUACCGUGGGUUUAUUGUUUUGGUUUUAUUGGUUUCACCGAUUUCGCCGGUUUCACCUUCUUUUCUAGGCUCUUGCCUAUGAUCUAGGUUCUUGCAUGAGAAAGGUAACGUUUAUUAAAGCUGCGAAUUAUUUUGAGUCCUCCUUGUGAGUUGUGAUAAGCAGGCCAGCGGCUCAUAUAUCUAAUGACUGAGUUCAAAAAGUCAUGGAUGACACAGCCAGCACAAAUACUUCAGUUGAAGACAGAGACUUUGGUGACAAUCCAACAAGUGAUGCACUCUCAGAAGGAUUUCUGAACUCUGUAAAACCUGUCAUCGAUCGCAUUGAUCUUGGAGUCAAGGAAACACAAGAGAGCCAGGAGACGCUGAGUGCCCUGCUCGAGGCGAUCGCCGAGGACUUUGCCCGGUUGUCGGCCGUAGCACCGUCGCCGGUUGACAUUGAGGAGCACGUGAAGCGGCUGCACAGCGUAAAGAGACGCGUGGCCGUCACCAACAACACGCUGCAGACCGUGCAGGAGCGCUUGACCAGGAUCAGGAGUCACCUGGCCCGGCAGCGGGCGGCACACCCGCCGGCGGCCGCCGCCGCCCCCGCUGCUGACCCCGCGGCCGCCCCGCAGUAGCGCGCCAUGCAGACGCCCGACAUCUCCCACCUGACGGCGGCCGACUACGACCGCGUCUACGAGCCGGCCGAGGACUCGUUCCUGCUGCUGGACGCUCUCGAGGCGGACCUGGAGCGGCUACGCGCGCGCCGACCGCGCCUGGCGCUCGAGGUCGGCAGCGGCUCCGGUGUGGUGAUUACGGCGCUGGCGGCCGCGCUGCCCGAGUGUCUCUGUCUGGCCACUGACCUGAGCGAGGCCGCGUGCCGCGCCACAUGGCGCACGGCGCACAGGAACGGCGUCACCGUGCUCCCCGUGCGCUGUGACCUGACGGCGGCGCUGCGGCCGCGCCUGGCCGGCCAGCUCGACGUGGUGCUGUUCAACCCGCCGUACGUGGUGACCAGCACGGAAGAGGUUUGCGCCAGCGGCGGCCUGGCGGCCAGCUGGGCCGGCGGAGAGCGCGGCAGGGAGGUGACCGACCGCCUGCUGCCGCAACUGCCCGAGCUGCUCGCCCCCGACGGACUGUUCUACCUGGUGGCCAUCCGGGAGAACGACGUGGACGACUUGGGCGCGGUGAUGGCCGGACUCGGCUUCGACAUGUGUCGGGUGAUGAGCCGGCGGGCCGGACCGGAGCACCUGUCCGUGCUGAGGUUCGAGCGGCGCGCCGAGUCGGGAGGGACCGGGCCGCCGGAGGGCGGAGAUGUACCCCACUCCCAGAGACCCUGAGGAUCGCCGCGGAUCGGCCGGCCGGCGGAGAGGUGUACCGUAGGGACCGAGAUAUCGCGCGGUAGUCCGGCCGGUGGUCGGCGCUGUGCAGGAAUAUCAUAACUGUGAUCUAUCCUGGGCACUCUUUUGUAUAUUCUGGGAAGUGGGAGUGGCUCAACCUAGUGAAGCUUCGCGCCGGUCGAGCGGGAAGACAACGCACCGCCGUAUUGUCAAAUGCAUGCUAAGGGAAUUAAGCAGGGACUUGCGUCGUACGACCGGAUUUGAUAAGAUGGUCAAUCAAAAAUAGGGUUUGCAGUUCCUCGGCGUAUACCCAGUUUGUUUAUACCCCUGCCCUGCAUCGUGCGAUGAGAGCUGUCUGAGCAUUGUUGAGUUUGCUAUUCCUUGUCGGUGUUGAACGUUCUUGUUUUGUCGAGCGCCUAGCAUGCUUUUGAAUUUUGAUGUGCUUUUAUCAAGUGAGUAUAUCAGUGAAAAUAUAAUAAAAUCUGCAUGCGAUCGUUUUAAA
Amphibalanus amphitrite is the source of this 1822-nucleotide messenger RNA. RefSeq names its product methyltransferase N6AMT1-like. The transcript has 4 exons. Gene Ontology annotation, biological process: methylation. Bases 625 to 1320 code for a protein of 231 amino acids. NCBI's taxonomy places the organism in Eukaryota, Metazoa, Arthropoda, Thecostraca, Balanomorpha, Balanidae. Gene Ontology annotation, molecular function: nucleic acid binding; S-adenosylmethionine-dependent methyltransferase activity; protein methyltransferase activity. Gene Ontology annotation, cellular component: eRF1 methyltransferase complex. The record is from RefSeq and is a predicted model, not a curated record.